CAAACUUCAGCGCGCGGUUUGUUUGUUUAUCUGAAGUUAAGUCGAUAAUUAGACAACAAUGGCGUCGUUUAGGACAAAAUAACUCACAGGAACCCAAGAUACGGUCUUACAUGUAUGCGGACAGAACGGCGGUCCGGAGCUGUCAUCAUGUCCCAGAGCAACACGUCGCUCCUGGACGAGGUGGCGCAGUGGAGUCCGGAAACCUGCCGCCAGGAGCUCAAGGCUGUUCUGCCCAAACUCAAUUCCCUGCAGCUCAAAUCUGAGAGCUGGGAUGAUCACAUACGUAUACUGAAGAUAAUCACAGACAUGUUCCUUCCACAUCUUGCUUUGUCAGAGCUGGAGGAUGAGUGCUUCUCUAAGAUUUUACCUCAGGCUGUGGCAGUGUUCGACAGCAUGAUGAAAGAAAUCUCAGGCCAAGUUGGAGAGCUGUCCAGUCAAAACACUGAACUGUGUGCCUUACUAAGGAAGAUUCUUCAGGCAAUGAUUCAGAUAAUUGACACGCUGUCCACGUGCGUGCGUCAUGUUGGCUCAUUCGAGGAGCCUCCUGACCUGGAAUCUAUCCGCUCCUUACCUACUUGUAUCCUGAAGAUCCUGAGGGAAACCUUUCAGCACUGCAAGGAGAGUGAGGUGGUUUACUGUGGCCGUCUGUCCCUGGUGGCUGACCUGCUGCAGGGACUCUUCAAGGAGGCUUACUCCCUUCAGAAGGGUCUGCUGGAGCUGUUGGACAGGGUCUCUCUCGACAGCACUGCCUCAGAGGAGGAGGUCUCUGACAUUGUUACAGUGAUUCACAACCUUCUGGAUAUCUGCUCUAUUAUCGCCAACCUGGACAUAGCUCUGCAUGCAAACACAUGGAAGUUCCUCAUCAAACAGAGUCUGAAGUACCGGCCACUGGUGGAGGAACAUCUGCAUCAUGGUGACAUCAGCACCACCCUGUGUGACAACUUGUUGACUUCCUGCCAAAACUCUGUGGAGUUGGCUGAACAGAUCAAACAAGCUGGUCUACAGGAGGCAACACAAAGCCCAGAAUACAAGUUGUUCCAGAAAUCUGCAAAGAUGUGCAAAUUCUUUGCCAACACAUUGGUUCAUUACAUAAAGGAAUUCAAAUUUUAUCUCACAAAGUAUUGCAGCUACUUUCACCAACUCUACCUCCAGAUCAUUAGUAAGUUCCCUCCCAGCCUGUGUGCUCCAUCGCUGCCCAAGGCUCUGGCUGAGGAGCUGAAUGCAGUCGCUCUGGUUCCCAUGGACGCCCUCCUGCUCCAGCUGCUGCCUUUAAGGCCGUUCACUGAAGUUGUCCUCCACCAAGACCUGAGGUUAAGUCCCGAACAUGAGCUUCCUCACUGUCUCUUGCUGGUGAAUGUCUUGGGUCAGCUGGCCUCCCAGCCAGAGGAGGUGCUGCAGCUUUGGUACACUGGCAGUCAGUUCUCAGAAGAGACACCCAGGCUUCCUCUCUUCAAGGCCUUGUUCACUAGUUUCCGUCGUUGCUACACUGAGCGUAAAGCCCCUGUGCUCUUGCCAGGGGUGAUGAUGAGAGGUCAGGCCCAGGUCCAGGUCAGCCUGCACCACCACGUCUGCGUGCACCUCUGUGCCAGCGUGUCUGCGCUGCCUCCGGUCUACUUCCCUAAACUGGAGCAUUGUUUGGUUGAUGCGGUCCUGCAGGCUGAUACACAGACAGCUUUACUGGCAACUGAUGUGUGGUGCUUCACUGCACGGUAUGGGACCGCAGAACUUUGUCUACAUCAUGUCCUCCUCAUUGCUCAGCUGGUAAAAACAUGUACUGCUGAGUGUUACCAGGCGUUCCACCUUGGCCUGCUGCUUAAACGCAUGGUUUUCCUUAUGACGCCACACCACCAGAUGGAGCUGGUGACACGUUUCCCCCCCUCUGAGGAGGUAAACCUACCGGUGUGGCGUCAUGUCCUCCCCAGAGCUCUUUCACAAGAUGUCCGUCACCAUGUAGAGACGGGCAUCGUUAGCGUGGCUCAGAAGGCUUUGACGGACUGGCAGAAUGGAGGAUACAAACUGGGACAAGUGAACCAACUGAACGUGGUGCUGUUAUCCCUCCUCGCUUUGGUUCAAGGGCAGUCAUCUCCUGAGGAACAGUGGGUGUUGUCUGUGAUGAGGAUAGUCACACAGCUCUGGUUAUGCAUGAGUUCAGAUCAGGUGCAGACCCACCCUGUGCUCCAGUGUACCCUGCAGCUGCUCCUGUCCAUAUCGGCCAAAUUAGUGAAAAACAUAGAACCUCAAGUCGUUUACAAGGCCGUGUUGUGUGUGGAUGCUCUGGCGUCUCAGAAGUGUGCAGAUCAGCUGCGGCUGGCUGUUCUGGAGUUCCUCGGCUCUCUGGGGAAGAUCUUUGUUUCUCCUGACAUUCAGAGUCAAAUUCUGCCGAGGCUGAGCAGCCUGUUCGGCGUCGUGCUGGCUGACACGUGCUGGCUGCUGCAUCAGCAUGCACUGGAGGCCUUUUCUCAAUUUGCAGAGGUCACAAACCAUGAGGAGGUAAUUUCUCAGAGUCUGAGUGUAGAAGAAACAAAGACCAAGGUGGUGAAUUAUCUGAGCAAGACUGUGAAUGCACAGGAAGAUGCUGAGUCCCGGAUACAGAGGCUCAAGGUGGAGACGUCACAGAUUGAGCAACACAAUGAGAAGCUGGAGAUCAACAGAGAAAAUGUUUGUCACAAACAGGCUGAAGAACCAGUGGCAGAAUCAGAGCCGUGUCCAAAGAGAGCUCGGCAGGAGACGAGUGUGGAGGAGUACAGCCGCUACAUCCAGACAGCAGAGAGUGCUUUAAAAGCCCUGCAGGCUCUCAUCGAGGACAAAGCCGAUGCUACGGCGCCCCCACAGUGGCUGGAAACAAAACUGCUGGAGCUACAAACCCUCAUAACCGACAUCUGUACAGCCGGGCACAAAACAGAAUGACAUUCCCAGAUUAUUUAUGAUCUGUUUCAUCAGUCUGUGUUUGUAUUACUGCUACUGCAAAUAAUUUCUAUUACAUUUUUACAACUUUCAGUCUUGUUUUAUAUGAUGUUUAUUAAACUUGUCUUAAUACAAA
This is a messenger RNA of Platichthys flesus (European flounder), 3040 nucleotides long. RefSeq names its product fignl1 interacting regulator of recombination and mitosis (gene firrm). The transcript has 25 exons. Bases 115 to 2907 code for a protein of 930 amino acids. Lineage: Eukaryota; Metazoa; Chordata; Actinopteri; Pleuronectiformes; Pleuronectidae. The record is from RefSeq and is a predicted model, not a curated record.